Wallemia mellicola CBS 633.66 is the source of this 1626-nucleotide messenger RNA. RefSeq names its product UV excision repair protein Rad23. The record is from RefSeq and is a predicted model, not a curated record. Bases 20 to 1030 code for a protein of 336 amino acids. NCBI's taxonomy places the organism in Eukaryota, Fungi, Basidiomycota, Wallemiomycetes, Wallemiales, Wallemiaceae. The transcript is spliced from 3 exons. Gene Ontology annotation, biological process: proteasome-mediated ubiquitin-dependent protein catabolic process; nucleotide-excision repair. Gene Ontology annotation, cellular component: nucleoplasm; cytosol. Gene Ontology annotation, molecular function: ubiquitin binding; proteasome binding; damaged DNA binding.
UUUGAACCAAACUAUCAUCAUGCCAGAAGUGACGAUAAAAACUUUACAGCAAAAAGUAUUCAAAGUUGUUGUAGAGGAUAGCGAUACAAUAGCCACCCUCAAGCAAAAGAUAGAAGCUGACCAAGGAUUCGCCGUCAACACACAGAAGCUGAUCUUCUCUGGUAAGAUUUUGGCGGAUGACAGGACGAUAGAGAGCCUCCAAAUAAAGGAGAAAGAUUUCCUCGUCGUCAUGGUCUCAAAACCAAAACCCCAGCCAGCGACACCGAAAAAGGAUGAAGCCAAGGUUGAGCAGCCAGCCCAGAAAUCAGAACAGCCAGAACAGCCAGAACAACCACAGCAAACUCAGCAACCAGCCAGCUCGUCAACUCCUUCUCAACCAGGCAACAACCUUGCCAUGGGCUCUGAAUUGGAGACAGCUGUUAGUAAUAUGGUAGAAAUGGGCUUCGAUAGAGCACAAGUAAUGAAAGCUAUGAGAGCAUCCUUCAACAAUCCUGAAAGAGCAGUUGAAUACCUCAUGACUGGAAUUCCACAGCAUUUACAACAGCCAGAGCAAUCUGAGCAGCCUCAACAACAAUCUGAACAGCAACCAAACCAACCAACAGGUGCACCAUUGAACCUCUUUGACGCUGCUCGCCAGCAGAGCUCUCCAGCAGCAGGUCAGGCUGCUCCAGGUGGCGAUGGCCAGCAAGCACAACUCGCUGAACUCGUACAAGCUGCACAAGAGAACCCAGCAUUGUUACAAUCGCUCAUACAAGAAAUUGCACAAUCCAAUCCAACUUUAGCCCAACUUCUCGCACAAAACCCUCAAGCAUUGCUCGAUUUACUCAGCGGUGAAGGUGCAGAAGGUGACUUCCAAGACGAGGAUGGUCCUGGACAGGUUAUCCACCUCACAGAAGAGCAAGCUGAGGCUGUCGCUAGAUUAGAAGCACUUGGUUUCUCAAGAGAAAUGUCAGCCCAGGCGUUAUUGGCUUGCGAGGGCAACGAAGAACUCGCUGCAAACUACCUAUUCGAGCAACAGGAGGAUCUAUAAAUUGUAAAUUAUGAUUAAUUAUUUUCUUGCCUUCCUACUAUGACAAUGACGCCAGUUGACUAUCAAAAAGAGCAGCUUGAUAAGCUCUUAGAGGACCCUACAAAGCCUGUAUAUAUACCAGAUGCACCAAAAAAGAAAGAAAUUGCGCCUGCAAAGGAGAUGUUUGCACAUGUACAAGGAUCCUCAGCUGGUGCCGGUAGUGGUGAAUUCCAUGUUUAUAAGCAAUCGAGAAGGAGAGAAUACGAUCGUGUACAGCUCAUGGAAGAGGAGAGAAGAGAAGAAGCCAGAGCAGCUGAAUUUGAACAACGGCGACGUGAGAGAGAGGCGGUAGCAGAAGCUAAAACGAGUAAGAAUCGGAAUAGGAGGAAUAAGCGUAAGCAAGGUAAGCAAGACGCAAAAACCAAGGAGAGCAACAAAGAAGACGAUACGGAGUUCAAGAAGAGGAAGAUAGUAGGUGGUACGCUGCCAAUUUCUGAAGAAAACAGCGAGAAAGCACCAGCUGUUCCGGUUGUAGAAAAGACAGAAACGCCAACCGUGGCGACGGAAAACCCUAUUACCGUUGUAGAAGACAGCAGCUGGUGAGCUGUAUCAUCUAC